AUGAACUCAGUCCCUGCGGUCCCCAAAGAUGACAUAAAAUUCAUAUGUAGUGGAAUGGAGAAACUUCCACCCAAAGUCGUUUCGCUGAUCUAUUGGAAAAAUCCAAUUGAGUCAGCUAUUGUCAUGUCGACAGGCUUCACUCUUCUAUUCAGCAUUGGAUACCUUUCUUUGAUCUCCGUUUUUGCAUAUGUUUGUCUCACCAUUCUUUGCUGUACGGGAGCGGCGCGUGUUUAUUACGAUUUAAUUACAUCGAAGAAAGAUGAUUCUGCUAAACCCCCAUUUAGUGAUUGGUUCACAAAGGAUCCCAACGUUCUUCGUUCACGCGCUCACGAAUUAGUAAACGAAGGUAUUGAUAAAUGCGAGAACACUAUUCAACGCAUGAGGCAUUAUUUGCUGAUAGAGAAUUAUAUUGAUUCUCUGAAAUUUGCUCUCUGUAUGUAUCUUUUAUCAAUACUUGGAGGCUUCUUCAAUCUAAUCACUGUUGUUCUUAUUGCAUUUGCUCUACUUUUUUCCGUGCCGAAGCUCUACGACUUAUACCACGUAAGUCGUUUUCCCUGUUUCAUCUACCAGAAUUUGCUGCAGAAGUACUCUGAAAAGAAGAACGUCGUCUUGGCUCGCAACUUUCAUCUACUUGCUUGUGAUGAAUUUGAACUCGCAGGAGACACUCCUCAUCGUAAUAUCCGCUCUCCACUAUCCAUUUUCGCCAACGCCCAACCAGCCUACCUAGAUGUCUGGCCUGUGAAUUUUUUCCCUGACGAAGAUCACCACCACCAGCAGCAGCAGCACCUUUUCGACCGAAGCAGCUUCUUUUUGCUCCAGUUGGCUUGCUUGGUGGGUCGAUCGCCAGAUUUAAGGCGACGACGUCGGCGACCGAUGAGGAUACGUGUGUUCAUUCCUAGCAGCGUAGGUGGGGAGGCUGUACUGGCUUCCAGGGUGGAAGAAGUCCUCCAGGGUCUGCGGAUUCAGGCUGAUGUCCAUGUCGUCGACUUUAGUCCAUCAGCAGAGAAGGACAACAUCAACGGCCUUAAUCAAUUAAUUCACUCGCAUUGCAACUCGGAGACGUCUACAUCCGUUAUUUUCCUUCGGCUUCCGCAACCACCCCCUGCCAACUCGAUAAUCACCGACGAAGAAAAACUCAAUUUCCUGGGGCGUGUGGCCGCCCUCACACACGACCUUCCCCCAACCCUUCUGGGGCUUGGCAUGCAGGAGGUCACCUCGAAUUCCCUCUGA
Mesocestoides corti is the source of this 1230-nucleotide messenger RNA. Lineage: Eukaryota; Metazoa; Platyhelminthes; Cestoda; Cyclophyllidea; Mesocestoididae. The record is from the annotation of a GenBank genome assembly.